This is a messenger RNA of Coregonus clupeaformis (lake whitefish), 1129 nucleotides long. Its product is annotated as elongation factor Tu, mitochondrial-like. The record is from RefSeq and is a predicted model, not a curated record. The transcript is spliced from 7 exons. NCBI's taxonomy places the organism in Eukaryota, Metazoa, Chordata, Actinopteri, Salmoniformes, Salmonidae. Gene Ontology annotation, molecular function: translation elongation factor activity; GTP binding; GTPase activity. Gene Ontology annotation, cellular component: mitochondrion. Gene Ontology annotation, biological process: mitochondrial translational elongation.
AUGUCUUUGCCCGCGCGGCACAGAUGCUUUGAUCUCCGCAACCGUAAUAAGCACGAGCGCAUUGACGAGCAAGGAAACGUGCGGUGCAGGGAUACAGGAGGCUCAGCUGGACGGUGCAUCCUGGUGGUGGCAGCCACGGACGGACAGAUGCCCCAGACCAGGGAGCACCUCCUGCUGGCCCGGCAGAUAGGCGUGGAGCACGGGGUGGUGUUUGGAACAAAGCGGAUGCAAACAAACAGCCUGACCUGGGGUGUGAACGAAGAGCUGAAGCUCCUAGAGAUAGUGGAUGAAUACGUCCCCUGCCCAGAGAGAGAGCAGGAGAAACCCCCCUGCUGCCCAUCGAGGGAGUCUCACUCUAUCCAGGUGACUGAGAAGAGGGGAACGGUGGUGACUGGCACUUUGGAGAGGGGCGUCAUUAAGAAGGGAGAGACUGUGAGUUUGUGGGGCACAACCGUGCCCUCAAGCAUUGAGAUGUUCCACCAGUCUCUGGACAGAGCGGAGGCAGGAGAUAACCUGGGUGCUCUGGUCCGAGGGCUGAAGAGGGAGGAAUUAGGAGAGGGAUGGUGAUGAGAAACCAGUUAUCAGCCUGACCAGAAAGUUUCAUCCCAGGUCUAUGUCCUGAGCAAGGAGGAGGGUGGCAGACACAAGCCCUUUGUCAGUAACUUUAUGCCAGUCAUGUUCUCACUCACCUGGGACAUGGCCUGCAGGGUCCACCUGGCAGGAGACAAGGACAUGGUGAUGCCAGGUGAAGACACAUCGCUGACCCUCACGCUGCGCCAGCCUAUGAUUCUGGAGAAAGGUCAACGGUUCACUCUCAGAGAUGGCAACAAAACUAUUGGCACCGGCCUGGUUACUGACAUACUGACCACCACAGAAGAAGACCAACACAACUGGGGCUAAGGAGAGAGGAGAAAAUAUGGGAGGGAAGGAAGUAUCUAUCUGUCCAAUAUAUCGGUCUUUAGACAUAAACACACACACAGCAGUAAGGAGCUGCCGAGGCUGCAUGGCUCUCUGCUUUACUGACCAACCAGAAGACCCACAAUGAGAUGUUCAGAGUUGUCUUUCUGUGAAAAGGCCAGACUGUCAUUUUCCGCUUGUGUAAUAAAAUGUAUUUAAUAGUAAAACAUCC